CACAGCCACACCCGCUCUCUUCUUUUCCUCUCAUGGCAACUCCUGUAAUUGUCGGUGUUGGAGCUAUCACAGCUGCUCUCGUUGGUCGACAUCUUCUGCGCAAUGGUAUUAUUGGAAAGCGGGCAGCAGACCAGUGGGUCAAGGGUGGUUUUAAAGCGAAAAUGGAUCGCAAGGAGGCUAUUGCAAUCCUUGGGCUAAAAGAUGGCAUAACACUGCGCAACAAGUUGAAAGAUGCCCACCGUCACAUCAUGCUCGCAAACCACCCUGACCGUGGGGGUUCGCCAUACAUAGCGAGUAAAAUCAACGAAGCUAAGGACCUGUUAGACAAGACAGAUGGAAAGUCGAGAUAACUUUCAAUUCUCAUUCGUUGGUUACUUAUGGUACCGGUAAGUCGUUUCCAUGCUCUUAAACUAGGAGAAUUACUCAGAUAUCUCAAGUCUACUCUGUAUUCCUAUCCCAUUUAAUAUAUCCAUCAUAAUGAAUAUCAUCACUCAUUCCUUUGGUCCUGGCUCGCUUAUACUACGUGCCGUCCGAUUCUGCUUCUCAGAGUUCCUUCACAUAUUUAUCA
Messenger RNA from Suillus subaureus, 568 nucleotides. RefSeq lists its product as uncharacterized. Gene Ontology annotation, cellular component: PAM complex, Tim23 associated import motor. Gene Ontology annotation, biological process: protein import into mitochondrial matrix. The transcript has 2 exons. Gene Ontology annotation, molecular function: ATPase activator activity. NCBI's taxonomy places the organism in Eukaryota, Fungi, Basidiomycota, Agaricomycetes, Boletales, Suillaceae. The record is from RefSeq and is a predicted model, not a curated record. The coding region runs from base 33 to 350 and encodes 105 amino acids.